Exophiala bonariae is the source of this 429-nucleotide messenger RNA. RefSeq lists its product as uncharacterized. The coding region runs from base 1 to 429 and encodes 142 amino acids. Lineage: Eukaryota; Fungi; Ascomycota; Eurotiomycetes; Chaetothyriales; Herpotrichiellaceae. The record is from RefSeq and is a predicted model, not a curated record. The transcript has a single exon.
AUGCAUAUGAACCUACCAAGAUUUCAUCCCGCCAAUUUCAGCCAUUUGGACGCUUCAACAGGAGCAUCAUCUUCUAGUGUUCAAAGCCCUACCAUCACUUUGAGCAGGAUCCCCCAGCCUCUCCAACUUGAAUCUCCCAGAUUGAUGCGUGAGAAACAGAAAGAAUUCUUGGAGAGGGCUCAACUAUCAUCCAAGAUUGCAGCAUCAUCAAUGGGCGUCAAGCCUGGCAACCCGCGUCUUGAUCCAUUGGGAAGCCCUAAGGGAGCGGUCACGCCACUUGAACUGGAUGAGGCUGCGGACUACUUCCAAGUCGCUGGUGCUGGUAAAAUCUCUCCGGCAACAAGUCCACAACCGCGGAGCCCCAGGAGUGAUCAAACUCCUGACAAGGAAGAAUCACUUUUUCAAAAGAAGAUCGACAUGUAUCGCUGA